UCGCUUGCGGCCGAUUACGGUAAUGCAGUACAAUAACAAUCGCUGUGGCGGCUGGUAGGACUUGAACGCAGGCUGUUAUCGAGCCAUUUGGGUACAGUACAGUAUGUCGGGCUUCAAAGUGAUGAGAGCAAUUCGAGUGAGUCAAUUCGGAGAGCCUUCUGUCCUCAAACUGUGCGCCGAUGUGAAAGUUCCACAGCCUGGAAGCGGACAAGUGUUAAUCCGUGUCCAUGCAUGUGGAGUGAACCCUGUGGAAACCUACAUCCGAGCUGGGACCUACGCCCGGAAGCCCCCACUUCCGUACACACCUGGCACCGACGUGGCCGGCGUGGUCGAAAGUAUUGGCGACGGCGUCACGGCAGUGAAGGCAGGGGAUCGUGUUUUUACCACAUCCACCCUGUCCGGAGGCUAUGCGGAAUUUGCCGUUGCCGCAGAUGAGAGCGUCUACAAGUUGCCCGAUUCUUUAGAUUUCAGCCAGGGAGCAGCCAUCGGCAUCCCAUACUUCACCGCCUACAGAGCUCUGGUUCACAAGGCCCAUGUAAAGGCUGGAGAGACCGUCCUCGUCCAUGGAGCCAGUGGAGGGGUCGGUCUGGCAACAUGUCAGCUCGCCCGCAUGCUGGGCCUCAGAGUGAUGGGAACUGCCGGGACCCAACAGGGAAUGGAACUUGCGGCCAAAAAUGGAGCCCACCUGGUGUUUAAUCACAGAGAGGAGGACUAUAUCGGCAAAAUUAUGGAUGCCACAGAAGGCCAAGGAGUAGAUGUGAUUGUGGAGAUGUUGUCCAACAUCAACCUGAACCACGAUCUCCAAAUGUUGACGUUUGGAGGACGCGUCACGAUUGUGGGCUCCAGAGGGUCCAUUGAAAUGAACCCCAGAGACACAAUGGCCAAAGAGAGCAGCAUCAUAGGAGUGUCGCUCUUCUCUGCCACACCGGCGGAGAGGAAGGAGUGCGCGGCGCUGCUCUUUGCCGGGAUGGAAACUGGUCGGCUGCGUCCAAUUGUCGGUGAGGAGUAUCGACUGGACCAGGCUGCUCAGGCCCACCGUGACAUCAUCCAAUCUCGAGGGGCCACCGGGAAGAUGGUGCUCACCAUGUGAUCACCAAAGUCAACUUUGGGAAGAAGCGCUUUUCAUGGCAAAACGAAAUAAGACAUGUUGUGAUAUUUAGCUACACGUACACAUGGACAGCCCACAUUCCGGGAGAUGGCCCUCACUCUUCCUGACCGAUCGAUCGCCUUUCUUACUGCUUAACGUACAGUAUGUCCGUAGAAACAAUCAGGGGCGAUGGCGCUACGCCGUCGCAUCAUCAGGUGAGUUUACGUCCUCCCUGCGGCCCGGCCCGGUGGUUGUGGACCCCUGCUGAAUACGGUCACAGUGGAUGGAUGUACAUGUUUUAAAGGUUUCGGAUACCAACGAAUGCAAAAGCUCAAAUAAAUAAUCAAA
Messenger RNA from Hippocampus zosterae (dwarf seahorse), 1435 nucleotides. It is a transcript of the gene cryz, whose product is annotated as crystallin, zeta (quinone reductase). The transcript has 8 exons. Lineage: Eukaryota; Metazoa; Chordata; Actinopteri; Syngnathiformes; Syngnathidae. Gene Ontology annotation, cellular component: cytosol. Bases 104 to 1090 code for a protein of 328 amino acids. Gene Ontology annotation, molecular function: quinone reductase (NADPH) activity; NADPH binding; mRNA 3'-UTR binding. The record is from RefSeq and is a predicted model, not a curated record.